This is a messenger RNA of Temnothorax curvispinosus, 1015 nucleotides long. RefSeq names its product odorant receptor 67a-like. Gene Ontology annotation, cellular component: plasma membrane. Gene Ontology annotation, biological process: sensory perception of smell; detection of chemical stimulus involved in sensory perception of smell. Lineage: Eukaryota; Metazoa; Arthropoda; Insecta; Hymenoptera; Formicidae. The coding region runs from base 23 to 838 and encodes 271 amino acids. The record is from RefSeq and is a predicted model, not a curated record. The transcript has 5 exons. Gene Ontology annotation, molecular function: olfactory receptor activity; odorant binding.
UUUAUAGCACACCCUAACGGAGAUGAAGAAUUUUCUUCUUGUUUCCAACGACCAUGAAAAAAUCAUCCUGCAAAAAUACAUAGAUCGUUAUGCUGUCUUUUCCAUAUUUGUUAUAAUAUGCUAUUUCUUAACAAUAAUAACCUUUUGUUGCAUCCCGGUGUUUGCUUCGAAGAUAUUUCCUUCCGAAGGAUUGUAUCCAUUUCCCAUUGAAUCGCCACUUAUGAUGUUUAUCAUCUAUGCCACGCAAGUCCACACUGUUGUGCAAUGUGGACUUUGCGUCGGGAUAGAUUUCACGUUUGCCGUAUUCUUCUUGUAUGCAGCUGCCAGAUUAGAGAUGUUAUGUUUCGAAAUACAAGCUGCAAAGAAUGAAAGACACUUAAACUCGUGUAUCAAGAAACAUCAGGAAAUAAUCAAGUUUGUUGAUGAAACGAAAAAUAUUGUACAAUGUUGUCUUUUUAUAACAAACAUUGUAAUGGCAGUAGCUGCUGUUUGCGGUACUUUCCCAAUUAUUUAUAGACAAUCGUUGGGGACGUCUCAAUUUAUUUUUGUUGUAAUGUCUGGAUGUCUGAGAAUAUACAUUACUGCUUGGCCAGCUGACGAUUUAAUGGAAAAUAGUGAACGAGUGUCAAUGACAGUAUAUGAUAUGACGUGGGUUGGAAGAUCACAAUGCAUUAUUAAAAACAUAUGCUUCAUAAUGCAAAGAAGUCAAAAACCACUUGUAAUCAAUAUAGGACACUUGCUAGGAAUCUUAUCUCUUAAAUAUUACGCUAAGUAUCUCGUGACACUUUUAUCGUAUUUCACAACAAUGAGAGCAAUAAUCGGCGAUUUGAAUCAUUGAAGUAAGAAAGUAUGGAUUAUCUUGUGCACUUACUUAACUAUUAGAUACAAUGAUAUACGAAUUAUAUAAAUGCACACUUUGCGAUGAAAAAGAAUCGAGCGACUGCUGCAAAAAUUCUUCAUCGAGCAUGUCAUUACUUGUUAUGUGUGUAUAUUACAAGCUUUUCUGAAUGUGAAA